AUGGAAAGACUCUCAGUAUGGGUGUUUUACGUCUCAGUCUGGAGCAUCUCCACAUGCCUCCUCCAUCAGUACCACUAUGUCCAUGAAUUAAAGACUUGGACUGAAGCUCAGUCCUACUGCAGAAGACAUUACACAGACCUGGCCACUAUUGAAAACUCCUUCAAGAUGGACCAGCUGAUCAACGCAGUGUCUGGUGAAAGUGUGUCUGAGGUGUGGAUUGGUCUGUUCAGUGAAGUGGACUGGAGGUGGUCCGAUGGAUACACAGGAACAGAGUUUGUUUAUGUUAAUCAAAGUCUGAGUUGGACCGCUGCUCAGAGCUACUGCAGGUCCAACUACGUAGACCUGGCCACUGUGAAGAACCCCAGUGACGAGCAGAAGAUCCAGAAUAUUACGCUUCUCAUUCACCUACUGGUAUGA
Molecule: messenger RNA, 417 nt
Organism: Sphaeramia orbicularis (orbiculate cardinalfish)
Lineage: Eukaryota; Metazoa; Chordata; Actinopteri; Kurtiformes; Apogonidae
Product: L-selectin-like
Exons: 4
Coding region: 1-417 (138 amino acids)
Source: RefSeq, a predicted model, not a curated record